AUGGCUUCCUACGGCCAACCCCCCGCGGCCGCGGUCUCACGACAUGGCCAACCCGUGUCCUAUGCGCCCGCCGGCACUUUCUCUCCGGGCACCAAGAUCCAGGUGGGCAGCCAUCGCGUGGUGAUCCAGAAGUACCUGUCCGAGGGCGGCUUCGCCCACGUCUACCUAGUCAAGAUGCCCAAGCCCAUCGACGGCACCGACAUCGCCGUGCUCAAGCGCGUGGCCGUUCCGGACAAGGAGGCUCUCAAGGGCAUGCGCACCGAGGUCGAGACGAUGAAGAGGCUGAAGGGCCACCGCCCCAUCGUCACGUAUAUCGAUUCCCACGCCUCGGAGCUCAGGGGCGGCGGCUACGAGGUGUUUCUGCUGAUGGAAUACUGCAACGGGGGAGGACUGAUCGACUUUAUGAACACGAGGCUACAGCAUCGAUUGACGGAGCCCGAGAUCCUCCAGAUCUUCACAGACGUCACUGAAGGUGUUGCCUGCAUGCACUACCUGAAACCACCGCUGCUACAUCGAGACCUGAAGGUGGAGAACGUCCUGAUUACAACAACUGGCUCAAAAAAGAAGUUCAAGCUGUGCGAUUUUGGCUCUGCUGCAGUCCCCAGACCUGCCCCAACAACAGUGAUUGAGUGCCGGCUGGUGGAGGAAGAUGUUCAGAAGCACACAACCAUGCAGUACAGAAGUCCGGAGAUGAUUGAUGUAUACCGAAAGCAACCUAUCGAUGAGAAGUCAGACAUAUGGGCCCUGGGGGUUCUGCUGUACAAGCUGUGCUACUACACAACACCUUUUGAGGACCAGGGCCAGCUGGCAAUCCUCAAUGCAAGCUACAGGUUCCCGAGUUAUCCAGUCUUCUCAGACAGGUUAAAAAAGCUGAUAGCAUCUAUGUUGAAGGAGCACCCGCAGUCCAGACCAAAUAUCUAUCAAGUGCUUCGAGAGUCCUGUGCUAUGCAGGGCCGUGAGAUUCCCAUCAAAGAUAUAUACACUGGCAGGUCGCAAUCAGACUCCCAACGUCGAGAAGCACCGCCACCACAAGCCACCUCGAAUGCUUCCACUCCUGCGGUUGGGGCCGUCUUCUCCCCACCGACCCAACACGAACAAGUAAUUCCUGAGAUUGCGCCCAUGAGGAGGGGCCGUUUACCAGCCGCAGGACCACAGGCUAGUCAUGCGACAAAACCAAGUCCUUCACCGAAGCCCGUCACAAAUGGGGAUCCUUUUGCCGCACUCGACUCCAAUGCUGGUGCAAAGGCGGCCGAUGAGUUGUCAUCGAGAUUCCCGACGCUCGAUCAAUUUUCCAUCCUGCACGAGAAGGGUAUCAAAUUCGACUUUGACGAUACCACCUCGCCUGUCGUUGCUGGGAACGAGGCGCCCGACAAGACUUCAGACAAUGCCUUUAAUAUCACGCAAGGUCUGCCAAUUGUUGAAGGAGAAGCGCCUCGUGUGAUACCAGCAGCCCCUUCGGCAUCAUCAGAGAAGACGGCAGCACAGUCGCCACCAAAGGCUGGAUCGGGGCUACUGAAGUCGUCCGAGAUGAGCCGCGCGUCCGAGAUCAUCAUGAGCACCCCUGAACUGCAGGCCAUUUCCUCGGGUUCUGCCCAGGUGUUCCAGCCGUCGCCCACACGACCUACGAUGGUAUCGACGGGGACCAUGACCACGCCGCCCAUGGAACGGCAAAACUCGAGGACGCCGUCACAAUAUCAGCUCUAUCGUUUCCCCGAUCGGCAUAGCCGAUCGUCAAGCCUCACAAGAACGCAAGAGGCGAGCUUGCCAACUCGCAAAGAAUCUCCCAAAAUCCGUCCAAGCGCCUCUUUUCUCGGCCACGUACGGCACGCAUCCUCCUCGGCAAGGCCCUCCCUCGAGGGCGGCCGUCCGAGCAUGGAAAACCUCGGAGAGCCACUGAGCAAGUCGGCAUCCAUGUCGGGACGUCCUCGCCCAGUCAGCACUUACCUAGAGUCGAAUUUGGACUUUUUGCGUGAGCGGGAGAGCAUCCCGAAGCCGCUCGCGUCUCCGGCACUGCCUUCGCCGAGUCUGCUUCCAACAGACAAGGAAGUGCCCCCAAGCCUGCUGAACGAGACCGACGAGACCAAUAUCGAGUCCAAUGUGGAUUUCCUCCGCUCGAUGGAAGACUCCAAGCCGAGGAAAAGUGAGGAAGGCAAGCGAACUAGUCUUUCGUCUUUGGGAAAGAAGUCGUCCUCGAUACUCGCUAGCAAAUUCGGUGACGCGUUCAAACGUUUUGAGUCCAGUCAACCUGCGCCGCCACCACUGCGGACACCAUCACCUUCAAGAGCAUUUGAGCGCAAGGACCUGACGCCCAUCGCGGGCUCUGAAGCUACAGACGGACGAAGUGAUGACGGCCGUGCGCUCGACGAGACAGACACGAUGACGCCGGAGAUGCGCCGCGAAAUGGAGAGGCAGCAGUUGGCAGACGAGGAAAAGCGAGUUGCCGUGGCGCAGGCCGAAUACCGAGCGCGAGUAGCCGCGCGUGGGGAGGGUGGAAGGCCAACGCCCCCUCCCGUCGUCGGCUCAUCACGAGCUGCUGCGAUUCAGAACAAAGUGCAGAGCCUGCUGGACGAGAAUACCCGCUCGUCAACGAACGUCAAGAGGACCGCAGAAGGCUACGGGCAAUACACGGCUCCCUCCAGCGCGCCGACGCAGGCUGUCAAUUCGAAACCUGAUAUACCGCGCAAACCUGUGGUCGGGGACCGGAGCUCUGUGCUUCCGCCUCGAAAAACUCCCGGCUCUGGCUCUGCAUCUCUCAACAGGGUGUCGAGCAUGUCCCCCAAACCAACCAAUUUCUCACGACCACCAGUGCCGCCUAAAGACAUCAAGCCAAUGGCCCCACCGAAACCGAACCACCUCAACAAGACGCCCACAAGCGGCUCGAGCGGCUCGGCCAACACGAGCGGCAUGCGGCAGACUGGUCGUCUCGAGGUGUUGGUAGCGGCAGAUCUCCCGGGCCAGCCCACUCUAGACAUGAGCCAACAGGAAAAGGACGACUAUCUCCAAGACUUCUCAAAAAGAUUUCCUAGCCUGUCAUCUAUUGAGAUGGUCGAGCGGGACCUCGCGGCCGAGGAGAGCACCAAGCCCGGCAGGUAGGGUGUGCCCUGGACUUGGUCUCCAGGCAGGUUCACGAGGUUGCACCGACUCUGGGAGAGACGGUCCAGUACUGGCUGGGGCCGCGGGUUCCGUCUGAGUGAUGAGGCUGAUGGGAGUGGUGAUUCCCAGUUGAGAGGGGGGAGCUCUGGAGGUCUGUAAAUAAUUGUGAAGUCGUGUCGCAACAUCACGCCCCUCACGCUAGAUCUGUACCGUGAACCGGAAGUAGAAGUGGGGUGGAAACGGCCAAGAUUGCGCUUGCGGGCGCAUGAAGCGAUGAAGCCAGAAGAGGUAGCCAGCGCGGACUUUGAGUGGCAAGAUGGACAUGUACGUGUGCAUGGUAAGACUCCAUGGAUAGCCACUAGGAAUGAAAGCAUGUUCAACCUC
Messenger RNA from Cryphonectria parasitica EP155, 3477 nucleotides. RefSeq lists its product as uncharacterized. The transcript is spliced from 4 exons. The record is from RefSeq and is a predicted model, not a curated record. Gene Ontology annotation, biological process: actin cortical patch assembly; protein autophosphorylation; actin filament organization. The coding region runs from base 1 to 3093 and encodes 1030 amino acids. Lineage: Eukaryota; Fungi; Ascomycota; Sordariomycetes; Diaporthales; Cryphonectriaceae. Gene Ontology annotation, molecular function: ATP binding; protein serine/threonine kinase activity. Gene Ontology annotation, cellular component: cytoplasm.